Aspergillus sclerotioniger CBS 115572 is the source of this 1562-nucleotide messenger RNA. RefSeq names its product tRNA (guanine-N2-)-methyltransferase. Lineage: Eukaryota; Fungi; Ascomycota; Eurotiomycetes; Eurotiales; Aspergillaceae. The record is from RefSeq and is a predicted model, not a curated record. Gene Ontology annotation, biological process: methylation. Gene Ontology annotation, molecular function: nucleic acid binding. The transcript is spliced from 5 exons. The coding region runs from base 128 to 1507 and encodes 459 amino acids. Gene Ontology annotation, cellular component: cytoplasm.
GCCAUUGAGCACCCAGCACUCCCAGAGAACCAGACACUAUUCUCCCGAAGCCAAUCCAGCUGUGUAUCAUAACUCCCUCAGUAUUAAUCUGUCCAUAAAUCAGUGGCGAGGGAGACCGCAAUCAACGAUGGAGUAUUUGAUUCGCUUCGCCCAGGCCCACGAGUCUUUUCGGCAGCCCGAAAUCCAGGCGCUGGCUGACCUGGCAGGCGUGGAGGUGGAAUUCCUAUACUACGAUAAGAACUCCCCAUUCUGCAUCAUCAGACUACCCGAUGAAGCAGCCGCUCGCGCGGUAAUCAGCCGAAGCAUCAUAGCCAAGGAUAUCUUCGAACUCUGGGGCCAAGGCACCAACUUCGAGGAAGUUUACGCCGACGUCCGCAGGCGGACGGAGGAUCGCUGGGCCCAGUACCAGGACUCGUCAUUCCGAUUCGUCAUUGACAGUUUCGCAGGAAAGCGCAGCAAUGACCAGAAGCGCCAGAUCAUCCAGUCCUUCUCUUUCCUGGGAUUCAAGGGCGCUAUUCGGAUGAAGAACCCAGAUCAGGAUUUCUGGGUGUUUGAGGAUUACGGACUGGAUGUUUCCUCUCCCGGUACUCCUCGGCCCCAUGGAGAAGAGCCAGAGGUUAUUUACUUUGGACGUUGGAUUGCGAAUAGCAGUCGGGAUGUCGUCAAUAAAUAUGACCUCAAGAAGAGGAAGUAUAUUAGCACCACUUCGAUGGAUGCGGAGUUGACGCUCAUCACGGCUAAUAUGGCGCAUGCGGCACCGGGGAAGCUCUUCUAUGAUCCCUUCGUUGGGACGGGGAGCUUCCUGGUGGCGAUGUCGCAUUUUGGGGCGGAGACGUUUGGGUCGGAUAUUGAUGGGCGGAGUUUUCGGGGUAGGGAGAUGAUGGAGAGGGGUGGGACGAUGGGCGUGUUGUCGAAUUUUCAGCAAUAUGGUAUGGUGGGUAGGUUUAUGGAUGUUUUUACUUCUGAUCUUACCAAUACGCCUUUGCGCUCGAACCAGUUCCUGGAUGGUAUUGUUUGCGAUCCGCCUUAUGGUGUUCGUGAGGGACUCAGAGUUCUUGGGAGACGUGAGGGUUUGAAGAGUGAGGAGGUCAUGAUUGAUGGGAAACCGGCUCACUACCAACCCGGAUACAUCGCACCCAAGAAGCCCUACGGCUUCGAGGCCAUGCUCAACGAUAUCCUCAACUUUGCUGUUAGAUCACUGGUCACCAACGGACGCAUGGCCAUGUGGAUGCCGACUUCGAAUGACGAGAUAGAAAUCCCCGUUCCGAUGCACCCGAACCUGGAGGUCCUGAACGUGUCCGUCCAACCGUUCUACAGCUGGUCCCGGCGACUCAUCACUUACCGAAGACUGCCCGAAGGACAAGUCUCGGAUGUUUCCAAGGGUCGGCAAAUGCAUGACGCUGAGGGAGUCUACGCGGAUCAACUGAAUGCCUUCAGGAGAAAGUACUUCACAAAGAACCAGCACGACACAGACUCCAAGUCUGGAAGAGAAAGCUCAGCCUCAUGAUGAAAUGAACUUCUUGAAUAGAACCCUCAACAAAAGCAAUGAACCAUUACUCCAC